AUGUGGCUCCUUUGCACAAGAACGGCAGAACUCAAGUCCUUCGCUCGCCCUGAAGAUGUUCCCGGAGGAUACGCUAUCCUCUCUCAUGUUUGGGAACCGCCCGGAAAGGAAGACACAUUCCAGCGCAUUCUUGACCUCGAGAAGCAAGCUGAGUCUCCUCGCGACCUCGUGUCGCCCAAGAUUCGCCAGUUCCUCACCUUUGCCGAGAAGGACGGGUACUCAUGGGCCUGGGCCGACACGUGUUGCAUCGAUAAGGAAUCCAGCGCCCAGCUGACCGAGGCGAUCAACUCCAUGUUCCGCUACUACGCCCUCGCGGAUGUCUGCUACGCGUAUCUCAGCGAUGUUACCGCCGAGAAUUGGGACGUGAUGUCGCUGACGACUAUUGCGACGUUCUUCGAGACAAGCAAGUGGCACGGUCGCGGGUGGACACUUCAAGAGCUCAUCGCGCCGAAGACCGUCCUCUUCUUCGCUGUCGACUGGACCCCGCUGGGAACCAAGUUCGAGCUCGCCAAGUCCCUCGAGGCGGCCACCGGCAUUCCACAGGCGGUGCUUCGGAUGGAGAUGGACGUCACGGAAAUCAGCAUCGCCGCUCGGAUGUCUUGGGCUGCACGACGCAAGACGACGCGAGUGGAGGACGAGGCUUACAGCUUAUUUGGCUUGUUUGGCAUCAACUUGCCCACGCUGUACGGAGAAGGUCAGAAUGCUUUCUAUCGUCUGCAAGAGGGGAUCAUGAAGACGUCGGCCGACACUUCCUUGUUCGCUUGGGGGCCUGCAGCCUCGUCGAUGGACCUCAAGUUCGACAUCGACUUUCGUGUGAGGAGAAACCAAGCGGUUUCAAUAGCGAAGGAAGAUCCUAGAGUCCAUCUCUUCGCUCCCUCUCCCUCUCACUUUCGCGAUGCUGGCAACAUCAUGUCGCACACGCUGAGCCAUACAGUUGAUGGUUUUAGCGGGGUGGCCCAGGUGAGCAGUGUGCCAAUUGAAGCUUUGUCCCGGUCUAACAUCUGA
Molecule: messenger RNA, 1005 nt
Organism: Epithele typhae
Lineage: Eukaryota; Fungi; Basidiomycota; Agaricomycetes; Polyporales; Epitheliaceae
Product: HET-domain-containing protein
Exons: 3
Coding region: 1-1005 (334 amino acids)
Source: RefSeq, a predicted model, not a curated record